Messenger RNA from Gordionus sp. m RMFG-2023, 14298 nucleotides. RefSeq lists its product as uncharacterized. The record is from RefSeq and is a predicted model, not a curated record. Lineage: Eukaryota; Metazoa; Nematomorpha; Gordioida; Chordodea; Parachordodidae. The transcript is spliced from 40 exons. Bases 1 to 13839 code for a protein of 4612 amino acids.
AUGUUCAAACUUGAAUCAUAUCUUACUCCUUGGUUAUUUUCUUACCUAAAUAAUUAUAUUAAAAAUCUGAAGCCAGAAGAUGUAAAGUUCUCAUUAUUGGGUGGCCAAGUUAGGCUGAGUAAUUUGGACCUAAAAUUAGAUGCUUUACAGAGAGAAAUAAAUUUCCCCAUAAAACUAUUAAAUGGGCAUGUUCAUGAAUUGACUGUUAGCAUACCCUAUACAUCAUUAUCAACUGACUCAAUCAUAAUCAGUCUAAAUCUCUUAGAGUUUACCUUUAAAAUUUCAGAUUCAAUAGAACCCCAAAUUGUAAAUGAAGCACUGAAUUCAGCUGGCAUGAAUAAUUUUGACAACCCUGAUAAAAUAAGCAAUAAUAUUUUUAAACAAGAAGAAAUCAAAAAUUUAUUUGAUUCAUUUCAAAAAUUAGUUUUGGAGCACAACAAAGACAAUGCACAGUUAAAUAUUUUUACCAAUACUCCUCUUUUAUCAUCCUCAGAUAAUCCAAAUAAGCCUUCACCCAACUUUAAUACUCCCACUGUAAUCAAGAAUAAGGGCUUACAUUCUAACAAUCUCAUAUUAGAUAGUUUAAGGGACAAUGAUUUCAUUGAUAAUUUUCAAAAUCAACAGUCUCCACCUUACGAUAAUGUUUCACAAACCAUAGAUGAAAAUUAUCCUAAUAAUUUUAUGAACAAUCUUAAUGUAAAACCAACCAAAAGUUGGUGGUCAAAUAUCUUGGGCAAUGUUAAAUAUUAUUUUAACAAUAUCGUAAUUAAAUACGUGGAAUCUAGUGAUGACUAUGGCAGUGAAGAGCUUAAACAACAUAGUUCCGAUCUUAGCUCUGAUGAUAAAUUAGUGUACAAAUUGGUUUUCACUUCUCACAUAAAGAGAGCAGAAUAUGGCAAUUUUGCUUUGACAACUUCUCUCCACGAGGGAUUUGAUUUUAGUUUUCCUAAGUCAAAUUUUUAUUCCUCGGUGGAACACAUUGCAGGCAGUUUUUUCUCAUCAAUUGAAACUAGUGAUAAUGAAACAAGUCCUUGUGCAACAUUGCGCCGUGACAAAAUAUUGCAAAUUCAUGAUCUUUCGCUGAGCUUGGAUUGUAUUCUUACAAAGAACACUGAUAAGAUUCCCUAUAAAGUGGGUAAAGACAUAAAGGUGCCUGGCUUUGGAGGAGCUGAUUUCUAUGAUGUGUUUAAAAUGGGUCUUAACAAUUUCCAUCAUCCCAUUGUACGAAAGUGCGACGUAACACUUUUCUUUUGCUACAAGGACGUCCUAUCCUACGAUAAAGUUUCCGUUAGACCCUCUCUAACCACUUACGUGGGCAUCAAGGAUCUGGAUAUAUCGCUUUCGGAUCACCAAAUACCCUUGGUGAUUAGACUCAUAGAACUUUGCACAGCCGUCAUCAAAGGGGAUCUAGACGAAAUAGCGGGAGACGACUCGGAUGAUCAGCUUAGCAUUAACUCGAAAGAUCACUCUUAUGCUGCAUAUAAUCAAUCCAAUAUUAGCGGCGGCGGUAAUUGGAUGGACUGGGCCUCUUUCAUUUUCCUCGAGGACCAAAAUGAAGCAUCUUUAGAGGGCGCGACCGACGAAAUUGCCAACAACGAGGCUAGAUUGAUGCAGCAGUUUAAUCGUCAAAACCAAGAGCAAGUUAAACAGAUAGCCCUCAAUGUUUCCAACGUUAAGAGGGAUCAUAAAGUGUUAUUCACCGUCGAUAACUUGACGCUUACGCUCAAAGCCUUUAGCGUGCAAAAUGUAGCCACUGAAAGCAAACCUAAUCCUGUAAAGAUCAAGUGCGUCCCUUACCUAACGGCCAAAGCUAACAAUAUGGUGGUCCGUUUCGAAAACUUGCGCCCCCUAAUGUCAGAUAAAAUAUCUCCGUAUCAACGUAUUCCUAUGGGUAAUCGGGGUAUCAGCCUCGUAACCAGUUUAUCGAACGCUCACUUUGGUUUAAUCGAAGAUAACAAUCAAUCGAUAAUUUUCAAAACAAUGUCCAACGAUGUUGAAGUUCAAAACAGUGCCACUUUCCCGACUGGCGAAUUGAUUGAGUUCUGUAAAAGGGACUGGCAUCCCAUCGAAAUAGCUGAUGAAUUCGAUAGAAAUGUAUCUUUUCGUUUUACUUAUCGAUCGUUUGAUAGGGAGUUCAAUGGAGAUUCUCAUAUGGACAAAGAUGGCGGCGAUGGAGCGGACAUGACCGAGACCACCUCUUACGAUUUUUCAUUUCCGAUCCCUUUAACGAUAACCUUCGCACCUCAAUUUCAACGGCUCAUUUUUCGCGCUUAUUCCAAUUAUCUGGCCCUAAAUAGCCGACCUCCCUUUUUCCCUCCAUAUUCGUUACCGGUUGUGCCUCUACCUCAGCUCAAGAAUCUAAAGCUGAAAUUCGAUUUAAAACGAGCCGAUAUAACACUUAACACAUAUGACUUCGGUGCCGGUUUAUAUAAGAAUGGUUACAAUGAUAGCGAAGGUAAAAUAGAUCCUGAUGAUCCUACGAAGAAAGGUAUUGCGGAAGUAUUCGAAAAAGGGAUUCGUUCAUCAAAUCAUGUUAAUGAUACUUAUUGCGAUUCUCAUGGGUGUGAUCUAAAGAUACUGUUGAUCGGAUAUCAGCUGACCCGGGAAACAACGAGUGUCACGAAUGUGGCUCAUUUUUUUGAAACAACAUGGAGUAUGUUGAGUGAUGACGUUGUUCUCGAAAUCGGAACCAUGAUUAGCGGAAACUUAAUGGCGUUUAGGCUAAAGGAUUUAAAAUCGGAUUGGAUAAAUUGUAAAUUACACUUAUACGGUAAUGCGAAUCACGACGCUUCAUCAAGUGCGGAGCGUAAAAGUAAUAUUUAUUUGGCAACGUAUGAAAGCCAAAAGGUCCAUUGUAUUCUUACAGAAUUUGGGAUGGAUUAUUUGAUGCGUAAUGAUUCCAACGAGUGCAGAGAAUGUAAAGUUCUACACGUUUGUAGCCUUGAAUCACCCUGUCAAUCAUUUUCAAAAACUUCGGAAGUCGGUGUAACGGGUUCGAAAUCUUUAGAACUUAAAUACGAGAAAUUUUUUGACCAAAAUGAAUCGUUAAAUUGCGAAAUAGCGAAUAUCGUUGUUCUUUGGAAUACUCAGUAUCUAUCCGAUAUUUUCAAACAAUUCAUAAACACGCAACCUUUUUUAUGGCUACUAAAAAAUUGGCGUCUGGGCAAUCGAAAUCCUAAGCCAAAAAUGGAAACGCGUUUAUUAGAUCACUUCUUGGACGUUGAAUUUAAACUUCGUCUUGGUUGCGUUAUGUUUACUUUAGCUUUGCCCGUCGCCGAUCAAUAUAUCGUUUUAUCUCUAUCGAAGCUAUCCCUGUUGAAUAAUUAUUUAGUUUCGGGUCUCAAAUACCUCGCAAAUUUAUCCUUUACAAUCAAAUGUGUAUGCCAAUCAUCUAUAAUUCCGGAAAGCCAGAUCGAGACCGAAAAUGAUGGGUUGCUAUUACCUUGUGUAUUUAAAGCCACUCUUACAUGCGACCGCGAUGCACUAAAUAUUUCCUGCGUGUUUGAUCGACAUUUAGAAAUGAACAUCUAUUUAGAUAAGAUUCACUCUAUGUAUUGGGCGGUUGAUAUGUUUCGUGAUUUUUGUCUAAAUUUUAAAUCGGCGUUACACCGUUCAUUACCUGGGGACAAAACUAAUUACGUCACUAAUGAUACAAAAUUAGAUUUUUUAGGACAAUCAAAACCAGAUGUAUUUAACUGGGAGCUCAACAUUCCCGGGUUCACUCUAAAUCUGAAAACUCGCGUAUUUGAUCGCAUUGAUGCGUCGAUACUGCACGGAACAGCCGUUUUCGUUCGCGUUAACCAUUAUCGAUCAAUUGAUAUGAAAGUCGGAGAUUUUUGGAUUCAUUAUUCGAGCUCUUGCAACGAAAAAGAACGUGCGAACCAUACUUUAGCAUCUUCGGUGAAUAGUUCUAAAGAUAAGAAUCGCAAUCUGUUGGAAUUGUCUAUUAUCAAGCGCGUCAAGACCUUGGGCAAACCUCUACAGAAACGUGAUACAUCCACGUAUUACGAAUUAAUAAUCAAGACGCGCAAAUUGCUAUCCGUGAACAUCUGUUUACCGAUGCUAUUUAGGCAAUUGCGGUGUGUUGCAGCUAACAAGAUGGCGAAUCCUCGCGAAUUUCGUCUUGUCAAACGGAACGUCGUAAUCGAUAACAAUCCGAAUCUUCUCCACUUUUGGGGCCACGAGUUGUUGGUAGAAAAAAUCGAUAUGGAGACAGGUUUCGCUUUAAAUUUAUCUGUGCACCACAAUUUGCAAGAACCCGAUGUUUUCUCGAAUAAAACUGUCCAUGAAAAUAUUUCUAGCGACGUACCUAUCGGAAUCGACCUCGAAAUAUCUUCAUUGAAAGUGGCUUCCCGGCUGAUUGAUAAAUUCGCUUACAAUAGUAACGGGGAUAUUGAUCUCGAAAUGACGGUCAAGGAUAUCCGUGUCUCCGCAUUUUACCAUUCCAAUUCUCGUUUUAAUAGACUGGAAUCCUCAUCGUCACUCGUGCUAAGUUUGAAUGUUCUAAGACUUAAUCUUACAUCGAUCACCCGUUACUCAAAAUACCCCAAAGAUACGGAAUAUUUGGAAUACUUCUUAAGCGCUGUUUGCGGUCAUACUGAAUUUUUAAGCGAUAACGUGGAUAUCAAACGCGGCGACUCCCGGUCCAUUGAUAAUGCCAAUCUUAAUCCAUCCACGUUCUUGGUAAUCUUGGAUGGGCAGACGCGUGCUUUAUUGGAAUGUUACACUCUCCUCGUGGAUAUUUCGAGAGCUUUAUCUGAUUGUUUGUCGGAUAACGGCGAUGAAACGCGAUUCAUAGAACAAAAUACCCUUUUUAAUUGUGUGCCGUUCGAGGUUUAUCUUAUAGGUAUCAGGCCGGACAUCAGCGAAAAGACUAAGCCCAGACCAAAACUAAUCUACAAGGUAUUCGUUCCAAAUUUUUAUUUGCAACUACCAGUACCGGCAACGUCACUUGAUAAUACUCAAGCAUCCUUCCAUCUAGACAUCGAAAACUUAAACCUUAAUUCUUCCAAGAAAUUUACUCGGAUCACGUGUGAACGUUUGACCUUGGUGUUGAACACCAUUCCUUUGCUAAAUUGUCAGGUGAGAGGAGACUCCCGCAUUUCCAUGAACCCAAAAGGGGACCACUCUGACGUUUUUUCUUCACCUUUCGCCUUAAGUUUCGAUUACCGAAUAUCAACGGAUUCCGCUCAUCAUUUAACCGCGCAAAUCAACUCUCCACUCAAAAUAAAUAUCGACUCGUUUGCCUUAGACACCAUAUCGAACUGCGCAAUCUCACUGAUCCCUCAAUUGUACCCUUUGUCGAACUUUUACGAAAUGCAAUCGUCAAACGAUCAAUUUAAUGUCACGACCCUUCCCAAUAAACUCGAUGUAUCGGUUGAAAGAAUAGAUUUGGUGUUCUCCUUUUCAAAGCGCGACUACGCUCCCGCGAAAACAAUUCCCAAAUCCAUAAAUUCGGGGUUCGAUUUCGUAUCCGUAACGCUAUUCCAUAUGCGAUUUUCCGGCAAUAGGAUCGAACCCGCGGCGUUAAAAAUUUUUAGCUCGCUAAACAUAUCCACGUUACGCGUCGCUCUCUUAAAGAUCUCGACCUCAAUGUCCUGUCCUACGUUGCAACAACAGUCAACGCCCCUUAGAAAUUUGAAACUUUUCGCCCUGGUAUCCAAUUUAAGCUGUCAAAGGAUGAGACCUCAGGAUAUUCCUAUCUUUUUCGCUGAUCGCGAUCCUCUAUCACUUGAAACUACGGAUGAUGAUUCCGCCAAAUUCCUCGACAAUACUCAUCAUUAUAACGUUGAUAAAAUAAAUUUUAUCUACGAUGACUCAGUAGGAACCGGGAAAAGUAAAUUAAAUUACAAGCCAAAGCACGUUAGCAGAGUAAUAUUAAAUCCACCGCAAAAUGUGAUCCGAGGAAAUGACGGAAUGGAAGAAGGUUGUAGAGCGAAGAUUAGGUUAUCCGUUGGAAGAGCCGACUUUAAAUUUGGCCAGGAACAUUACGCUGUAUUGAAAGGAUUACACAAAGUUUUGACCAAGGCCUUGAAACAAUGGCAAACUCUUGUGGCAAAACUUAAAUCGAAUUCAAGCUAUGGUGAAAUUCAUAAUUUGUUGGAUCGGGGCAAAGAGAACGCCAUUCCAACCCAAGUCCCAAAAAACAUUUUGGCGGAUUUAUUCCAAUUUAAGGAUGAUCUAAGGGACGAAAAGAAUGGUUUCAGCUAUAUUACCAAAGAAGCUCAAAAGAAGGAAUCAAGUGAAUGCGAUCUCGAUAAGUCAUAUGAUACCACCAAUUAUGCGGUCGACGAAAGGAUGUUGACUCCUAAAGUUUUAGAAAUCGUCUUCGAUGAAGAUUUAAAAGGUUUCGCGGAAAAUGGAGGCGCUAGGGUAGAGGCAAUAUCUAGCAUGUGCUGGAGGUAUCCAGAACCGAGAUAUUUGUCUAUGGUUCGAAUAAAUCCUCUACCGUUUUGCAUGGAAUAUUUUGACGUUCCGUCCCUCGAAAAACUGACAUCUUCUAGUCAGUCAAAAAUGGCUGCCACUCAAAUCGAUACGGGAGACAGAAAUUUGGCAAUCACCUUGAAAAUAGAAUACUUUGCCUCCGGAAUCCCUAAAUUACCCGGGAAGAAUAGUGAUAGUAGUGGUGAGGGAAAUUAUAUAACGUGGGUCGAAUUCGAUAUAACGGAUUCGCUUAUCAACAACCAUCAAUACCCCCAAGCAAAAGCUCACAACGCCAAAGAUAAUCACUGCUUUCUAACCACGCAUCAUCAUCAACGCGUUACCGACAAUAUUGAUUUCGGCCAUUCUGCUCCAGUCAUUUUGUAUUGUGGCCAGCUCAUAGAUCUCAACAAUGGUUCUUGCGAAUCGCACCUCAUUAACGCUGAGAUUUGGAAGGCAUCUGUUAAAAUUAUCUCUUUACACGCAACGUUUAGCGAGCCUGAUUUCAAACCAAAAUUCACGCGUUAUUCCCUUUCCCCCUUGGCACUGGCUGGUAGUUUUACCCUGGAUUCCGUUUACCCGCUCACGCUAAAUACAUCUCGCGAAUACCUAAACGUAAAUGAAAAUUGUAGCGAUUGGAGCGAAAUGGAUUUUACAGUGGAAAGAUUAAACCUCAGCCUCGCGGAUCACAGUUUAAACCCCAAGCGUUGGUCCAAUAAAUAUCUAGGGUUUGAACGAGGCGAACGUUUUUUGAAAGAUAUAGGCCUUGCUGAACAGAUUGACGUUUUAGAAAUUCAAUGCAAAAAUACUACCCUUAAACACGGCUUUGUUUCCCGUGACAUAAGUAUCGAUUUAAUUGACGUUUUCAUUCGAUCCUUCGACAAUACCCACAAGCUUCCGAUCUUCGAAUCCAAAGGCUUCGCGCUUAAUUACUCUUCUGACUCCUCGGGGUUCGGUCGCGAUGAUAUCGCCGUUUCUACUAACGUAAUGAAUUCUUCGUCUGGUUCCCUUAAAAAGAAUCAAUCCCAACAGAACACACCUCACGAACCUUCGGUCAGGUUUAUCCUAUCUCCUCAGGCUUUUCACUCACUCAUGAGGUACUGGGAAGCUUGGAAGAUUUGGCGGGACACCUCAUAUGGCUCUUUGGAUAUCACGUUAUAUGCCGACCAAGCGAAAUUGGUAUCUAUCAUUCCUUACUCUCUUAUCAUUACGAACUUUUCUUCCUUGACCUUAUGGAUCAAAUCUCCCGAUGCUUCACUGGUAGGCUCCGACAAAAAUCUUCGCGCCAAUGGAUCUCCAUGCUUAUAUGCCGCCAACGCCACAACAACCAAGAUAAAAAAAUUAAGAGCCUAUACAUCGAUCUCAUACGCAUGUCACGAAAAGAGUGAUUUGCUAAUAAGCCACGAUCGAACCCUCUGGGUCCGCGCCAAUUUGAUCAUUAGAAAUGUGCGUGCCACAACAAAUAAUAAUGGUACACGGGGAAAUACGAAAUCCAGUGAUAGUUCUUCGGAUGAAGCCUUCAUUCAAAACGAUUCCCAUUUUAUCUUUCGAACCAAAUUCUUAACCGAGAAUCUAACGCAGAUUAUGAUAUUCUCGAAUACAACGAUCGCUAAUUUCACGCCCUUCAAAUUCGAGCUCUACUUUUCGGCUACGGCCGAGAACGUCACUUGCCGCGAGAAUUCGGACAACAAACUGGAGAACUCUGUGAUUUGUUACCCUAAUGGCGUAGUUUCUACCCUCGUGAAAGAUGUUAUGGUCACGAAAAAUUACGUUAAUAUAUUCGCGAACGAUUCGAAGGGUAAUCGCGAAUUAGUGGAAAAUGUACAUUUAACGGAUGCGAAUUUUAGAAACGGGAAAAUGACGCGAAUUUUACAUUUGACCACUCACGGGGCUAUUUCUCGUCACGUGUCAUUAACUAUCUUAUCCCAUUAUAACGUGAAUUCGAAAUACCAUUUGCACCUUUUAACGUUCGGACCGCCUUUCCUUAUAGAUUUUCCGCUUCGUAAUUUUAUCACUAGUGCUCUGAACACGCACAAAAGCGGGGGAGACGACCGAUCUACUCCUUAUGACGCUAGUCAAACUACCGCCGACUGCCAUAAUUUUAGCGAUAAAAUUUAUAUCCGGCCAGCCAUAGAAUAUUUAAACGAGAGCUCAAAGGAUAAAGCGCCUAAUUCCACCCAUGAUUUGGCCAAAGAAGAGAACGAUACCCGGGAAUGUGGUUGGGAGGAAGUAGGUUGGCCGGAUUCUUUUCCAUUAAUACCGGUUUAUUCGAUCGACCCAGAGAAAAUCACGAAUAGUCAGUGUGGGAAGAAAAAUAAUCUUGGAACGUCUUCACCCCAUACCUUAGAGAUUUCUCUAAGUAUUCCCAACGGUAACUCCUUAUUUUCUCUGCCCUCGCACAUAUUCUGCGAUACUCACUUUGAUCCUGACGAUCUUAUUGUCGAUAACGAACGAAAUGACAAAACGAUCGACGCCGACCCUAUAUUCCGAAAUUCGCGUUUCGCUACGCAAUUUAUAAUAGUUUUGAAUGGGGGGAUCUUGGGCCUUUUUCCGGUUUCGCUAUCGGGAAAAGACAAAUUUCUGCCCAUCGAUGCUUAUAAUUCCGAUGCCUUCUUUCCAGAACGAUGCCAGGAGUACCUGGAGUGGGUGACUCCUCACGAUUUGAUCGCACGAUCAGGAGAUUUGGCUCGAAGCUACCCCCUGUACACAUCCCCGUCGUCUCUUUCCAUGAUUUCAGAACCCUAUCAAUGUUCGAUGAGCCAUUCCCUCUAUUUCGAUAAAAUCCAAAGCUUCGACGAGAGAAUUGGCAAAAAGGAAGCCAGCAGCGAAAUACUGAUCAAAGAUAUCCUUCGUAACGAUUCGAGAAGCGGAAAUAACAACGAAACAUCUAAGGAAAGUUCGUAUAGCAACAAUGGCGUAAACCCUUUUUCCUUGAAUUCUGGAAUGGAACGCGCUAAAAGCAUGUUGGAAAAUGAUCACAAGUUGAUUUUGAAAGCCAACGUGAAAAGCGAUUAUUCUCUUCCUUUCCCCCUCCUUUAUUUACGUUUGAGUCCGGAUACCUUGAUGAUUAACGAUACCGACACCGAUUUGUUCGUUCUUUCCGCUUAUUCUGGAUCGAUGCGGAAGCUUCCCGCGAAACGGUGCUUAUCGAUUGUCGUCGACGGGGAAACCGAAACCGGAAUGGAUUGUGCUUUCUUCAAAAUCGGAUAUAGGGACUCCCACACCGAUCCAUCAGCUGAUCACAUCUACUUUUCUGGUUCCCUGAUGCUUUGUUUAAAUGAUAACGAGGAAGAGGAGUCGGAGAUUGGAGGCAAAAUAACUUUGGGCGGGUCCGAAAAUGUGAAGGGGGUUUUGAGGAACAACGGAUUUACUCACCUCGAAAUUCUUUUGAACGGGGAUAAGGUAUAUCAUUUAACGCUUGUUUCGACUCGAUUAUCCCGCGGUACUCGUUUAAUAUCUUUAAAAUGUAAAUACCGCUUCAACUUAACGCUCGGUGUUCCCCUCUUUCGUAAUCCUGAUUUACCCCGAAAAUGCUCGAAUUCACCGUCGGCGAAUACUAUCGACAAUCACGAUGAUUUUAGGGAUAACCUAACCAGCGAUUUAUUGGGAUUGCAAUGCGCUCUGAUUAAACCCCACCUAAUUACGCAAAACGCUUUCCAGUUAUUGGACAACACUAAAAUAGAGGCCGUUUCUUACGUAGCUUUAACCACACAUCAGGGGGAUAAAAAUCUUAAAUAUCCCAACGCUACUGCCCAGUUAGGAAUAAUCGACUCGAUAGAUAACGGUCUAAAUUCAACCGACUCCAGCCACGGAUUUAUUAACUGCGUAGAUUUGUUGAUAAAACUCACGAAAUUCUUGGAUAAUGAAGGAAACGGCGUAAACCAUUUAGCACCCAUAUUUAUGGGCAGAGCGAUAGCUGUGAGAAUAUUCGAUUUAACCAAAUCCUACAAUCUGGAUGAACCGUUUUGUAUCGAUGACGAUGUACCUCGCGUGGUUAGAAAAAGGGUGAGCUUUCCUAUACCUAUUUCAUCUAAACCUUCCGACGAUCUAAGUGAUACCUCUGACGGCUCAAUAGAGCGCAUUUUAGGUGAGCUAAAUGAUGACGAUUUAGCGGGACAUGGUUUAUGUAUUAUCUCUACUGACAUACCUCCUCUCAACUCCCAUCUUGUUCAUUCUAAAAAAAAUUCUUCAAAGUCGCGACUUUUUAAGGGUGCGGUUCAAUAUUUUACGCUCGUUAGGGAUCCUCUGAUUCCUUACACAAUUUUUAACCAAAACAACUGGGGUUUGAUGGUGUUUCAUAGCCUGAAUUUAGAUGUUAACCCUUUCAGGCAGGCAUCGAACUUAAACAAGUUACUUUUCAACCUUUUCACUAGUCUUGAUUCAUUCGAAACGAAUAAACCCAAGAGAGGAGAGAUGGCUUAUGAGAUUUUUCACGUGACUCCUUUUUCUUAUUUGAGCUACGAACCCCUAUCUUCUCAUCUCUCCUCCUUGACCCAACAAAAUGAGGCUACGUUGCUACGCGAUACUCGACACUUUUUUUGGUUCGGUUUUCAGCAAGUGCGACAACACAAAAACGAGGCAACUAUUAACGAUACUGGUAAAUGGAGCUGGACAUCAGAUCCAUUGAUCCUAUCACCCGCUAGACGCGAAACAUUACCUGUUCCGAAAACAUUCGACCUUUUGCACUUAUCACCUCGUUCUAUCGGUUCCGUUGCCGUCAACUUAGACUUUUCUUUUCCAUGUUCCCGCCUUUACGUAUCAUACAUCUCUCCCAACGUUGAGCCUCCUUUUCCUAAUUUAUCCAAAGAGUUAGGAACUAAAUUUUCCGAUUCACGCCCUUCCUACAGUGUUUCAUUUAAAGCGAACUCUCUCGAGUUGUGUUUGGUAGAGCAACAACCUCCCAUCAGAUUAAAUACUAUUGGUACUUAUUCCCCUUAUUGUUAUUACAAUUUGAGAGAAGUUCUGGUGCUACGUGUCGGAAAUCUUAGCAGUUUAUAUGAUGUCGACCGUUCCCAUCGAAGAGGAAAAAUAAAUCUGUCGGGUCUUAUAGUUCAAAAUGGCCUACUAUGCGGUAAACUGCUAGUCAACAGCAUCACCUGCCUGAACCUGUGCGCGACGAUGAUUGAUCCAGAUAGCAAACCGGUUUUAAUGGAUAAAUUAUUCGAGACCGACGAUAAGGGAAUGAGUCAUAGCUCAAAUAUUAACGGCUUCGAGUUUCCCGUUAUUUUGAAAAGCGUCCCUAGGCAAUAUAACUUAACCGACCGACGUGGCAAAGAUGGGGAGACGAAUAUGAUUCACGCGAAUGAUAUUGAAAACGACUUUGAUGUCUCCUUGGAGUGCAGCUUUUGCCGCUACGAUUACUUCUUUCCUACUCGAAGGUCAGAAGAUGGCGAUACCAUUAAAAAUGUCGAUAACAUCACUUCUAACGUAACGGCCUUCGAAUUCGUGACCAUAAAUGUUCCAGGCGUACUGAGCAUAGCCUGGGAAGAUAAAUUUUGGCUAACUUUCACAAACUCCUACCUCUCGCAAUACGAUCGAUUUCCUCUUGAACAUCAAGUGUUCCAUUUUCGCCUUCCAACGAACGAUCAAACUGGAAAAACAACGGAUUGUUCCAGGAAUCUUUUGAAUUUCGAAAAUGAUCUAUCUGAUUAUCCAUCCAAAAUACCCGCCAAUUAUUCCCGUGGUGAUCACCCUGACUUUGAUAAAUUAUAUAACCAUUCUUUUAAGCGUAAUUUAUUUGACCCAACUUCUUACUCCAUCAUCUCACGCUUUGAAGUGUCUCGUCUAUACCUGGAGCUGACGCUCCGCCUUCACUUGGGCGGGUUGUAUUUAUCUUCCUCGAGAGAUGCCCCUUUCUCUUUAACCAAAUUUGUUUACGGAAGCGUCGGUGGGAAAGAUGUGGGGGAGUGCGCGCGUGAUGUUUUAAAACAGAUCGCAAAACGCUACGCUCGAGAUUUAUACGGAAAUGCAGCAUGGAUAAUAGGUUCAUUGGAUUUGAUAGGAAGUCCAGCUUUCUUGGUAACCUCUUUAAAGGACGCUUUUAGUCGCGAAUUCAACCAGCCCAAAAACCAAAAUCAAGUUUCGUUAUUGACGGAUAACGUUCCUACUAAAAUAAUCAGGGCUUUAACAACGUCCCUACUUGUUUCCAUGGUCAAUUUUUGCCAAAGCUUAAGCCGUAACCUCGACAUCAUAUCCUUCGAUUCGGAUCACAUUGAAUACCAAACCCAAAGGAGGCUCAAUAGGAGAAUGUCAGAAUGCAUUUUGACCCCUAAUCAUCUCUCUUCUCAUACGCCAAAUUUCCAGAAUUCCUCCAAAUAUUCCAGGCAUCUUACGAAUCUAGACCCGGAAGGCUUUUCUAAUUUGGGCACCACGUCGGUGGGAAAAGCUAAGAGGGAUUUAAUCCACGGGUUUACUGGGCUGGGGUUCAGCAUAAUAGCGGCCUUGGCGGGUAUAAUUGACGUUCCGUUCAAGGAACUCCAAUCCAUUUUAAAAACAAACUCUUUAACAAAUUAUGCGCAAUCUACACUCGAUUUAUCAUCAAGUCCCGCCACGUAUACUGAUCCGUACUUGAUUCAUCAACACAUUAUUGGCAAUAACAACCGCACUAUAACCCCAAUCGCUAAAUCUUUAGUAACCGGAGUUGGUAAGGGUCUGAUAGGGGCGAUCAUAAAGCCAUUGGGUGGAUUUUCGGAAUUUCUCGCUUCCUCCGCGCAAAGUAUACUAAGUUUGAUAGGGGGUGAUACUUUGGAAACUCUCUUGAGAAAUCCUAUCAUUUAUAUGAUCGAAUGUGAUGUCGAGAAUAACCUUGAUAUCGCACAACACUGGUUGGAAAUCAAUGGUUGCCAAUUAGAUCCAGAAAAAUGCCAGCUAGUCAGCGAUUUCUUAUAUUCGGACCAAGAUCCACCGGCAUUCGGUGCCCAGAGCAACUCCAAUCACGGAUCCCAAAAUCUCAUUGGCUACUACUUCGUUCUUCUUACUUUACCCUCAGCCUUCUCCUCGUCACAUUCGAGUUGUCAUCAUCAGUUCCCUAAAAAAUCUGGUAGAUUUGAGACGUCCGGAAAUUUUUACCUUUUUAAAUUGCCCCAACCCGGUAUCCUACCAUUCAAAGUGUUUCAUUUGUACGAGCUCAAAUCCGAGUGUUUAGAUGAACCGGGUUCGAUAGUUUCUAUAUCCGCCUUCGACGAGAACGCUUUUUUGAAAGAUCUCAAUAGUUAUGAAGAUGGAGAUCAACGAGAUUCUAUCUUGCGUACUCUAAAAUACGAUGCUUCGUCGGUAUGGUUGAAAAACUAUUUAAGAAACGCGCCAAAUGCUUCAACUUAUUACGGGCCCAUGUGCAGCCUCAAAUUUAAGAAUCCCGUUUUAGCUGCAUAUUGGAAUAACAUUUUCAACGAAGCUAUAAGCCAAUGUUUAGAACCUUGACAAACCUUGAACAAAUUGCAUAGCUUUUUUUUGAAACGAAUAUAUUACUCCUUUUUUUCACGAGUCACAGCACAACGCGUAUUUAUACUCAAUGAUAAAAAAAAUUUAAUAUAUUUUAAUGAUCACAAAUCCUUAUACAUAAUAAUGAUUUUAUUAUGGGCAAUAUAUUUAUAUUAUUAUUCACCAACAUGGCAAAACGAUAACUGACAAUGAAUUUUUGGAUAAACGAGGUUUACCUUCGUAUAUUAUUUAUCCUCCCAACUUAAACUGAUCAAAAUUUUGAACCCUUCCAAAAUAAUGGAUGAUUUGCUCAAAGAGGUUGAACUUUUUAAGAGUUUAAUUCGAGGAAACCAAGGGAAACAAAACAUUUAUAUUUAGAAAAAAUUUUAUCUUUUAUGUGCACAUAUAUAUUUUUUUAUAUAAUAUUUAUUUUAAAAAAAGAAUGUAAUUAAUAAUUAU